Molecule: messenger RNA, 1337 nt
Organism: Amphimedon queenslandica
Lineage: Eukaryota; Metazoa; Porifera; Demospongiae; Haplosclerida; Niphatidae
Exons: 2
Coding region: 95-856 (253 amino acids)
Source: RefSeq, a predicted model, not a curated record
CUUGUUGUAUGGUUAUUGUAGUUAUUAAUGUUAAACGACUAGUGGCUAUAAAAGUAGUCGAGUGUUUCUAUCACAAACAACCAUUCAGUUGAAGAUGUAUUCUAUUCUACUGGUUCUUUGUAUUGCCUCAUUAUCUGCUGCACUUGAUGGUACUUGUGUUAAUCCUACUACUUUGUCUUUCAUUGAGAAUUCACUGACUAAUAUCAGUGAUCAGCUUAAAGGAUCAUCCUGUUCAUCAGAUGGUGCUACUAGUGAAGGACUAACUGGUCUUCUUCAAUUAGCAUUAGUAAAGGAACUGGCAAAAGAUUAUAAGGAUAAGUCAUGUGAUAAAGAAGAAAGGAAUCUAUUGAAUCGCAAAAUAGAGUCACUUCAAUCAGAAGUAUCUGCCCUCUCAUCUGGUGUAAUGAAGUUAUCUCAAUUGUUAGCAACACGUGCUAAUGCAACUAUAGAUGAUGAAGUAGUACUUUACUCUCCUCUCCUCUCCUCAUGUGAUGCUAUCCUCAGUAAGUGGCCUAACAGCUCCUCGGGUUAUUAUAAUCUAGCUGAUGUUAAUGGUGACACUCGACGUGUAUACUGUCACAUGGAGACUCUGUGUGGUGAAAGAGGAGGCUGGAGAAGAAUAGCUAGUCUGAAUAUGACUGAUCCUAAUGAGAAAUGUCCUACUCAGUUCAGAACAUAUUUAGAAGAUGGAGUUCGUGCUUGUGGUAGACCAGCUCGUAAAGGUGGCUGUGUUGGCAUAACAUUUCCAUCAAAAGAUAUACAAUACUCUCAAGUAUGUGGUAAAGUGAUUGGAUAUCAAGCUGGAUUCCCAGAUGGAGUUAUUAGACGUCAAAGUGCAGGGGUACUACUGGUAUAAACUCAGCAUACAUUGAUGGUAUUAGUCUAACUUAUGGUAGUCCAAGGAAACAUAUCUGGACAUUUAUUAGUGGUGCUACUGGCAAUGGAUCUGCUAAUCAUUGUCCUUGUGGUACUACUGGUGUAAGACCUGCUCCAUCAUUUGUUGGUCGGGACUAUUACUGUGAAGCAGGUUAUGAAGGUCCUACAUUUCCAUUGCAUUCUCAAUUUUAUUCUGAUCCAUUAUGGGAUGGUGAAGGUUGUGGUAGUGUUGAGAUUAAUUGUUGUCAACAUACUCUUAUUCCUUGGUUCUAUAGAUCUUUUACUCACUCUACUACUGAUAAUAUUGAGAUGAGGAUAUGCUGUGAUGAAGGAACUCACGAUGAAGAUGUUCCUGUUGGAGAAUAUGAAAUUUAUGUUAAAUGAUAUUCUUUGUAUAAUGAACUUUUCCUAUUUUGGCGAUUUUUUUCUUUUGCUUAAUUAAAGGUAUGUUUAUAUUGUAA